Messenger RNA from Aspergillus japonicus CBS 114.51, 821 nucleotides. RefSeq names its product copper metallochaperone ATX1. Lineage: Eukaryota; Fungi; Ascomycota; Eurotiomycetes; Eurotiales; Aspergillaceae. Gene Ontology annotation, molecular function: copper chaperone activity; metal ion binding. The transcript has 3 exons. The record is from RefSeq and is a predicted model, not a curated record. Gene Ontology annotation, cellular component: cytosol. Bases 410 to 649 code for a protein of 79 amino acids. Gene Ontology annotation, biological process: copper ion transport.
CCUGUCUAAUUACUUUUAACAAAGAAGACAGAAAAAAAAUUCGGGGGUCAGAACAACUCUUCCCUCCCUUUCCCUUUCCCACCAUUUCCUACCCGGAAGACUGUCAACUUGGAGCAAGUUUCAGGUACAAUCACUACUAUCCCUUAGCUAGCAAUUAUUUGGCUUUCCGCCCCACCAGGCGUUUAAGCCCCUCCUUUCCCCCUUGCAUCUCGAACCUUUAGCCCCGCCAUCAUUCUUUAUCAUUAUUGACAGACAAUCCUCGACCAGCAGAGAACCUCCCCUGAUUUCUUCUGUAGACCGAAGAAUUGAAAAGAGAAACCCAAACUAGAAAUUCCGACCGCCACUGCACUCUUUUCCUUCUUGCCAUUCGCGAUAGGCGGCUCCCCCCCCCCUUCCUCCACCCGUCAACAUGUCCGACCACCAGUACAAAUUCGACGUCACCAUGAGCUGCGGUGGUUGCUCCGGAGCCGUGGAACGAGUUCUUAAGAAGCUUGAGGGGGUCAAGUCCUUCGAUGUGAGCCUGGAAUCGCAAACCGCAACGGUUGUGACCGACUCCUCCGUGUCAUAUGAGACUGUGUUGGCGACGAUCAAGAAGACUGGAAAGACAGUUACCGGGGGGAAUGCGGAUGGGCAGCCCCAGGGUGUUUGAACGUGAAGAGGACAAUGGGCGUUUGAUAAUUUGGGUGCGAUUAUCAAGGAUGCACCUAUUGGGGGGCUGUACCGAGUGAUUUUCAUAUUUAUCCUUUCUCCUGAUAUAUAUGUGCUUUCCAUCCUGCGUGUGUAAAUUCCUUUCGUAAAAAUCUGGAACAAGCACAUAUAUC